AUGGCAGGACGACAUGCAAAAAGACUCGAGAUGGCUUUGGGUGUACUGAGUGUAGUGCUGUUUUUCCUUCUGUUUUUACGAGUAGUAUCAAUAGCUUCAAAGUCAGCGAGGCCAGAUCCAGGAUGUCUAUUCUAUGUAGGAGGCAGAGAAGGACUAGGACUAGGAUCAAGUGGUGUAUCGAGUGAUACAUUGUAUGGUGGUAGGAGACCGGUGACAAAAGGGCUUAGUGUUGGGGACGGGGAAGAGUUAGGAUUGGCAAGAGGACUUAAGCCUAGUUCUAGACUUAGAGAUAGACCAGAAUCACCAGUUGAGUCACCACUAACCCAACCUAACCCAUCCCAACCCAAACCUUCCAUUUGUACUUCUAUUUCCACUCCUAUUUCAACUCCUACUUCGACUGCUAAAACCAAACCCAACCCAACCCAACCCAACUCAAUACUAAACCCCUAG
Messenger RNA from Nematocida homosporus, 450 nucleotides. RefSeq lists its product as uncharacterized. The transcript has a single exon. The coding region runs from base 1 to 450 and encodes 149 amino acids. NCBI's taxonomy places the organism in Eukaryota, Fungi, Microsporidia. The record is from RefSeq and is a predicted model, not a curated record.